Molecule: messenger RNA, 1546 nt
Organism: Taeniopygia guttata (zebra finch)
Lineage: Eukaryota; Metazoa; Chordata; Aves; Passeriformes; Estrildidae
Source: RefSeq, a predicted model, not a curated record
CGGGGCCACGGGGCCAUGGCGGCGGCGGCGGGGACGCGGUGCUGCUCCCGGGGCCUGGCGGCGGCGGCGGCGGCGCUGCCCGGCGGGGGCGGCCCGGGACCGGUACCGGGGCCGGGGCCGGUGCCAGGAGCGGCCGCUCCCGCCACAGCCGCGCUCUACGUGCAUUGGCCCUACUGCCGCCAGCGCUGCUCCUACUGCCGCUUCAACACGUACGUGGUGCCGGCGGUGGACGAGGCGGCCGUGCGCGCCUGCCUGGUGCGGGAGGCGCAGGCCCUGCUCCGCCUCAGCCAGGUGCACAGGUGGGUGCCGGGGUGGGCUCCUGGGCCGUGCCGGGCCCUUCCGUGCCCACCUGAGGUUUCCCACCCUCUGCCCUACAGCGUCACCUCCGUCUUCUUCGGCGGGGGCACGCCCAGCCUGGCCAGCCCCAGCACUGUGGCGGCGGUGCUGGAGGCGGUGGCGGGCGCUGCCCACCUUCCCCCUGCUGCCGAGGUCACGCUGGAGGCCAACCCCAGCUCCACCAGCGCCUCUCGCCUUGCCGGCUUCAGGGCCGCUGGGGUCAACCGCAUCUCCAUCGGCGUCCAGGCGCUGGAUGACGCCGAGCUGAGGCUGCUGGGCCGGGAGCACACGGCGGCGGAGGCGCGGAAGGCUGUGGAAGCAGCGCGGGGGCUCUUUCCUGGCCGAACCUCCAUCGACCUCCUGUUUGGGCUGCCGGGACAGAGCCGGGAUGCCUGGGCCCAGCGGCUGGAGGCGGCCCUGGGGCUCUGUGACCACCACAUCUCGCUGUACCAGCUGACGCUGGAGCGGGGCACGGCGCUGGCAGCACGGGUCAGGAGUGGGGCGCUGCCUGCACCCCCCCAGGACCUGCUGGCUGACAUGUACCAGACUGCCCGCAGUGUGCUGGUCGCCUCUGGCUUCCGCCACUACGAGGUCUCCAAUUUUGCACGGAAGGGCGCCCUCAGCACCCACAACCUCUCCUACUGGCAGGGUGACCAGUACAUCGGUGUGGGGCCAGGGGCACACGGGCGCUUCGUGCCGCGGGCGGAGGGCGGCUGCAGCCGAGAAGCCCGUGUGCAGACCCUGGAGCCUGUCGCCUGGAUGCGGGAGGUGCAGAGCCAGGGACACGGCACCAGGAGUCGGGUGGUGCUGAGCCCGCUGGAGCAGCUGGAGGAGCUGCUCUCCCUAGCACUGCGCACGGAUGAAGGCAUCACACACGAGCGCUGGGGGCACUUCUCCCCCCAGCUCAGCCUGCAGGCUGUGUUCGGGCAGCCGGGGGAGGCUCGGGCACUGCAGCAGGAGGGCUGGCUCGUCCUGGACAGCGGGGGCCUGCGGUGCACCUGGGCCGGCCUGGCCGUGCUGGACUCGCUGCUGCCCGACCUGCUCUGGCAGCUGCAGCGGGCGCUGGGCGCUCCGGCGGAGCGGAGGAGGGACUCCGGCAAAGGAACGAGCUGUGAGCGGCCGUAACGGAUAAUAAUGGAUAAUAAACUGAAACAGAGCUUUUUUUGGAGUUCACUUAAGUUAACAAAAUAAAUUGAGCAUUUAUAUUCUA